Molecule: messenger RNA, 3892 nt
Organism: Pocillopora verrucosa
Lineage: Eukaryota; Metazoa; Cnidaria; Anthozoa; Scleractinia; Pocilloporidae
Product: beta-galactosidase-1-like protein 2
Biological process (GO): carbohydrate metabolic process
Cellular component (GO): vacuole
Molecular function (GO): beta-galactosidase activity
Source: RefSeq, a predicted model, not a curated record
CAUCCGGAUCGACACGUUUUGUGCAUAUGCAUCAUUCAUAAUUCCUGGAGAUUUUUGACUCUGGUGGUUCGCAACGGUGUUAUUGAAGGCAGACAGCUGAUAAGUCGAUUGUCUCAAACACUUGCCUUCUCUGAAACAAUAUGUUUAACACGAGGACGAUUCACUUUCGCAAAAAGCCCCUUCUUGCAAUAGCUGGGUUGUCAAUUUGUCUUAUCCUUUGGAUGGUACUUCGCUAUCAUACAUCCAUGCCAAUGGAGAAGCGUGUUUUAAGGACAGAGAAAGGGCAAUUCAUGCUCGAGGGAAAACCGUUUCGUAUUCUUAGUGGUUCGAUUCACUAUUUUAGAGUUGUACCGGAGUAUUGGAGGGAUCGACUUCUGAAGCUAAAAGCUAUGGGACUGAACACGGUUGAAACUUACGUUCCAUGGAAUCGUCACGAAGAAGUGAAAGGACAAUUUAACUUCAAAGGAAUCUUGGAUAUGGUUAAAUUCAUCAAAAUAGCCCAUUCACUUGGGUUAUAUGUGAUUGUUCGUCCUGGACCUUAUAUCUGCGCUGAAUGGGAUCUUGGAGGACUGCCCAGUUGGCUGUUACAUGAUCCUAAAAUGAAACUCAGAUCCAUGUACCCUCCAUUUCUCCAUGCUGUGCAGAAAUAUUUUAAGAAACUUCUUCCAAAGCUUGUCCCUCUUCAGUUUUCUCAUGGAGGUCCAAUUAUAGCUUUCCAAGUCGAAAAUGAAUAUGGCAGCUUUGGUGAUACAGAUCUCAGCCCAGAUUAUAUGGCUUAUCUCAAAACACUUAUGGUUAAUGAAGGAAUCUCCGAGCUUUUGUUCACAUCAGAUGGUGUUUUCCAAAUGGAGCAAAAAUACUUUCCUGAGUUACCUGGAGUGUUGAAAACUGCAAACUUCCAGCGGAAUGAGACUGUUAAUCUUAACAGACUAAAGAAACUUCAGCCAGACAAGCCAUUAAUGGUGGCAGAAUUCUGGCCAGGAUGGUUCGAUCACUGGGGAGAACAACAUCACCAGAUGGAAGUAGAUAAGGUGGUCACUAGAGUGUCUAACAUACUUAGAAUGGGAGCAUCUAUCAACCUCUUCAUGUUUCAUGGUGGAACAAAUUUUGGCUUCAUGAAUGGUGCCAACGCCGUACAAAAUCAGUUCAAGUACCAGCCAACUGUUACUUCUUAUGAUUAUGAUGCACCACUAUCAGAAGCUGGGGAUGUCACUGAGAAGUUUCUUGCUUUGAGAAAAGUUUUUCAAAAGUACAAUUCACCAAAAGAUGAGAAACAAGUGUCAUUGGGUGACCAUCAUAGAAGAGAAGCAUAUGAGGAUGUGGAGAUACAGCAUUUUCUGGAGCUUGGAGAAUUCAUAAACUUAUUUGAACCUGUUAAAACAGAGAAUGUUAUGUCCAUGGAAGGCCUUCCAAUUAACAACAAUGGUGGACAAGGGUAUGGCUUCAUUUUGUAUCAAAAAGAACUUGACAGUGUUCCGGACGAAAUCAUCAUCCAUAACGUCAGCGACCGAGCGCAGGUUUUUCUUGAUUUUCAGCUGGUCUAUACCAUUGACUACAUGAAACGAGAGGAGAAGAUACAAUACAUUGAUGAAAAAGAGCUUUGGAAAGUGUCAAUAAAAACAAACCUGGAACAACUGCGUCGAGAGAAGCACGAUAAAGUUCAGCUCGAUAUUCUGGUUGAAAACAUGGGGCGAGUUAACUUUCUGAAGGAAAUGAACAGACAGCGAAAAGGCAUACUCGGUGAUAUCCUAGUUGAUGGAAAAAAGCAAACGGGCUGGAAAACUUAUCCAAUGGACUUCAAGGAAGGCUUUUUCGACAAAUUGAGCACGCGGUCAGAAUGGAGGAAAAUUAAAGAAGGGGAAUUGCCAACCAUUCCUUCGAUAUACCGUGGUACAUUUGGGGUCACGGGUGAGCCAAAGGACACCUUUUUGCAUAUGAAAAGUUGGACCAAAGGCGUGUGUUUCGUUAAUGGCCACAAUCUGGGCAGGUACUGGAAUAUUGGGCCACAGGAGACGUUAUACUUACCAGCUCCAUGGCUGCGCAAAGGGGAAAACGAGCUGCUGAUUUUUGAACUAGAGAAGUGCGAAGUUCCUGACGUACCAUUUGUGACAGAGCCAAAGAACAAAGGAAAACCUCUUUUAGUGCUAUAAUGAGGAGUCUCUGACGCUUACUUAGCAGAGAACGGGGCAACCUCGUUCCCAGGGUUCUCUCUAUUCCUUCGUCAAGGAAAUACUUUCUAGAGAGAGAGAAAGAGAGGGAACCCUGGGAACGAGGUUGAAAACAGAGUCAGUGUGGAAUGACAUGACACUUAAUCAUUUAAGAGCCACCAAAAGUGUGGAGGCUGUAGAGUCAAUGAACGAGCAAGCUCGUCGGUUUUUUUAGGGGGAGGGGGUCAUAUUUAUCUCCUCUCCACCACUGUGGUGCUGGUCCGAAAUUCGACACGUUCAUGAAGCAAACUUUUUAAAUAGAGAGAGAACAGAAUCUUUCGAUGAAGGCAUUAUUCACGUUGUACGGAUUACUUUUCAGGGUUUACAUUUAUAUAGGAUUUUUCGUACCAAAAUUGUUGAACGGCGGGAAGACAUUUUUAAGAGAUAGUCAGUAUUAUGUCAACAGAAUAUAAUAUGAAUUUAUCAAAAUUGAAAUUUUGAAACAGGUAUCAAUAUUCAAGUCUAAAUUUGAAAACUGGAUGUAUAAAAGUUAAAUAACAUCAGUAGCAGCACAGACGUAAGUUAUUCUCUUUCUUUACUUUAGCACAUUUCACGAGAAAUAGUACUGCAUUAAUGGUCCUUAUAAACAAGUUGUUGUUUACAAAUUCCGAUCAAAAUUGAAAAUAAUAUCCACACUGUGUAAAUUUAAAUCUCAAGCAAGCGAAAGUCUUUAUAAUUAAAAUACAAAAAGACAAUCUUGUCGUUGGCCCAUUGUGACGUAACGGUUUGGUAAUUAUUAAAAUCUUUUCACGAAUUUUUUCUUUCCUUUUCUAACUAAUAGUGGAAGACUUCUUUUUAAAGAGAGGUCCUUUACGUAGAGCAGUUUCUCAAGUGUUAAAAUGUAAAUAAUUUGUAAACGCUUGAGGAGCGUGGGAGCUUUCAAAAAUUCAAUUUAAACUGAAUCGAAGUGGAAUUAGAAUUUAGACCUCUGUUUUUAUGGCGGAAGAAGAGCCAGAACAACCCUCGCAACGAGGAAAGGAACCAAGAAUGCCGUGAAGUACCAUUUAACUGGCGACACGUGUUCUUUACUGAUCAUUAAGUUCUUACCAUGCCUCUCACAAACAUCGACAUAAGAAUAUUGUUCGUUAUACUCAGGUUUAGUCAUGGAAAGUGUCUUUUAAAAGGAUCCACAUCGUUAACUAGAGGCUUGGUUUAUAUGACGACGGGGCUAGGUUUCGAACCAUUGUCCUACCCUACUCCACAAGGUAUAUGAAGUUUUCAUCAGUUUUUCAGGUUACUUCACCGGGAAAGUAUUCUGCUUCAUAAUCUGAACGACUUCCAAUCAAUGAAACCUCCGUAAUGUCUUUUAGACGUCAAUGAGUCACUGAGCUGGGAGAGUCGAGUCAAAUUCAAAGCAGCUCAAAUACUGUGCUCAAGCAUUCCUCAGGAGAUUUUUAUCCUCGGUAAAACGGAGAUGUUCUGAAUGAAACUUCAGCUGCUGUCAUAUAACUGUGAAGCUCCAAUAUGAUGAGCUUGGAAAGGAAAAAUCCAACCAUCAAUAAUUUAAUACCAUGAAGUAAGAAGAACAAAGACUGACAAUAUAACACGGCCAAGGCAGAUUUUCCAUGCUUAAAACAUGGGAUCAUAUGCAUUUGACUUGUGUUUCCACCGGCUCGUUAGAAUGAUAUCAUUAAAACGGUUUUUGUGGAUCAUUAAGGUGAAAUAAAACAAAUGGUUCCUCUCUU